CAGUACGCCUGGUACAGUCUGGACUGUUUACUGUGAUAUAUAUCCCGGGCUCCAGCUGGGAUCACUUAUACAAUUCUUCAGAGCUUGCUUUCCCCUUCACGCCUAAAUAUGGCGCGUUCUUUCACGGGGACGAUGCUUAUAACUUUAUUUCUUAUAACAUGUUUUGUUAGCACCAUAUCUACUGAAGAUGUGUCGUAUCAAACUCUGUUAGUGGAAGGAAUGAAGAAAAUUCAGGCUAUACCGCAAAACCAGCCAUCAAUACAAUUAGACGUUAAAGCUAACCUCGACCAGCUUUGGGAAUUCCAAGAUUCGAUCGACCCCUACAGGAUAUUGACCGGAUCACCUAGGCCCCGGGCAAGCCCUGGGGUAGGGGCUGUGGUCGGUGGGUUUAACGUAUCAGACACAUGUUAUAACGACACACAAUUAAUUGGCACAGCCGCCAUGGCGGUGCAACUUUGGGCACUGAAAAUGAUAGACGCCAGCGGGAAGCCUCCGAGUGACAUUGUGAACGGAAACCAAGGCUGGUUCGGCUCAUACGACGAAUGUCUGAGUGUGAAAAGCGACAAGUACGAAUACGGCCAGACGCCCCCACAUUUCAAUGGAAAAUAUUGCAUAGUGAACUUACCAUUGGAUAUUCUAAGUUUACCACUACCGAAUGCAAACCUUGGACUGUGUCUCCCAGACUCGUGUUCACCUGCGGAUGCCGUGGCACUAACCAAUGCAGCGCUUUCAACCAUUCAGCCUGGAAAACUAUCCAAGUUUGCGGAGUGUAAGAAGGAAACACUGGAGUUCGAUGACAAGGCGAUCGGUGCUGUCAUUAUGUGUGGAUUUAUCCUGGCGAUGAUGAUAGUGGGCACAGCGUUUGAUGUGAUAGUGGUAAAGGGUAUGACACCUUUAAGCAGAAUGAACCGAACGGUAUCCGGCACGACGGAAACCACAACGUUUGUAUCAGGACAGAGCUGCGAAAAAACUCCUUUAGUAUCGAACGAAAUCACUCCGCCACCAGUAGUAACGCGAGACCAACCGGUAGAGCUUGGAAUGAUGUCAAACAUAUUGGUGGCGUUUUCUGUCUACACAAAUGGCGCCAAACUUCUGAACACCAGUGCUCCGCCCGGUAGUUUGACGGCUCUUAAUGGUAUCCGUUUUCUGAGUAUGACCUGGGUCAUUCUUGGACACACCUACUCGACGGGGAUGAAUUACGUUCAUAAUGUUUCUACAUUUUGGCCGAAAAUGAUAGAGCGAUGGACCUUCCAGGCUAUCAUAAAUGCACUGGUUUCCGUGGAUACAUUCUUUGCGCUUAGUGGUUUGUUGGUGUCCUACCUCUUCAUGCGCGAGAUGGAAAAGACAAAAGGCAAGAUGAAUUGGGGCCUGUUCUACUUUCAUCGAUUCUGGAGAUUGACUCCGCCGUAUAUGCUCGUGCUCUUUGUUGAGGUGACACUAACGCGUUAUUUCGCAAAUGGUCCCUUUUGGCCAGAGGGAGGAUUUGAAAAAGACUUUUGUGAAGAUACAUGGUGGACUAACCUGUUGUAUAUCAACAACUUAGUAAAGACUGAUAAAACGUGUUUUGCCUGGGCCUGGUACCUCGCCAAUGAUAUGCAGUUCUUUGUGCUGAGUCCGUUAAUGUUGGUUCCGUUGUUUUAUUCCAAGUUUAUAGGUAUGGCUGUGUGCCUUGCUUUCCUUACGGGUACCUUCAUAGCUACAGGAGUAAUAUCUACAAAGUACGACCUGCCAGUGUCUACCUUCAUACCAAGCGAAAAGUAUUUUGAUUAUUAUUAUAUCAAACCCUGGACGCGUAUGGGCCCAUACAUCAUUGGCAUUAUGGCCGGAUACUUGCUGUACCGUUCAAAACUCAGAUACAACAUGCAUAGGGUCCUCAAUCUUCUCGGCUGGGCCGUAGCCACUACCAUGGCUUGUGUGGUAUUGUAUGGUCUUUAUGAGCCGCUAAGAGGGAACGAAACGUUGAGCACGGAGGUGUCAGCCCUGUACAACACUGUUCACAGGAGCAUCUGGGGGGCUUGCGUCUGCUGGGUUAUAUUUUCCUGUGCAAACGGAAGUGGGGGAUUUGUAAACACCCUAUUGUCCUGGAGCGGGUUCGUGCCACUAAGCCGUCUGACCUACUGUGCCUACCUGGUGCAUCCUAUUCUGCAGUUCACCGUUUAUAGCAGUCUGAGACAACUGUUUGUUAUGAGAGAUCUGUCAAUGAUAACUUACUUCCUGGCGUUUUUGGUAAUGGCCUAUGGUGUAGCCUUUGUCGUUUCCCUCGCGUUUGAAUCGCCAAUGAUGGGGUUAGAGAAAGCGAUUUUCAAACGAGGAAAGAAAAAAUGAAACGAACGUCCACUAAUUCAUUAACAAUAUGGAUGAACCUUUUGAUGUCAUACAAAAGUAUUUUUCAGUGAAUAAUUCCUGUGAUAGUGAUAUUCGCGUAACUGAAAUAAUAAUGAAAAGUAUUAUAUUUUAUAUUGGACAGAGAGGUGCAAUUAUAUACAUCAUAUUAGAAACAACAUACAGGAAUUCGUUAAGGACAAAUUUCAAUUAACACGUUUUUCAAAAUCAACAGUGAUGAAAUAAAAUAAAACAUUUUAUUUUGAAGUUAUACUACAUAAUUAAUAUGACAACUUUGAAUUAGCAUUUAACUGAGGUAAUUAUAUUGUCAUGAACAUGAGUUCGAUUAUCAUUAAAUUAUCAGUAAAGUGGCACCAUUGGAUUAUCAUUGAAGUGAGGCCACUGUAUGGAGUGGUGCCAAGACCAUUAAUUGUUAUAUCAUUUUACAAUUACUGUUUUUCGAAAAAAACUGUCUUGACUAUGUUUCUUAUAAUUUAUUCGGGCUAUUUUUAUUAUGUUUACAUCAUCAAUAAUCCUAUCUUUGGUUUUAAUUUGAAAUCAACGCGACAUAGCAAUUAAUAUGAACUGAUGACAUAUGAACUGAUGACUAUUUUGUAAUGUGAAUAUAUCAGUUAUUGGAACAGUCAAAUAAGAACCUUUGAACACUUUUUGCAUUUUUAUUAUGAAACAUGUUAUCAUCGACUACGUCAAGUUUUUAUUCGGGAAGCUGGUUCCAAGUAGUACUAUACACUGUAGCUAGCUAGAUAAAAACAGUACUAUACACUGUAGCUAGCUAGAUAAAAACAGUACUAUACUCUGUAGCUAGCUAGAUAAAAACAGUACUAUACACUGUAGCUAGCUAGAUAAAAACAGUACUAUACACUGU
Mizuhopecten yessoensis (Yesso scallop) is the source of this 3208-nucleotide messenger RNA. Its product is annotated as nose resistant to fluoxetine protein 6-like. The record is from RefSeq and is a predicted model, not a curated record. Lineage: Eukaryota; Metazoa; Mollusca; Bivalvia; Pectinida; Pectinidae. The coding region runs from base 109 to 2325 and encodes 738 amino acids. Gene Ontology annotation, molecular function: acyltransferase activity, transferring groups other than amino-acyl groups. The transcript has 14 exons.